AUGAUUUGGCUUGGACUCUACUUUUUCUUCAACUUGUCACUCACAUUGUAUAAUAAGAUUAUCCUGGCUUUAUAUGAUUUCCCUUUCCCUUGGACACUUACAGCCAUACAUACUCUCUGUGGAGCCAUUGGUUCUUAUUGCUUCUGGAAAGCUGAUUUGUUUACACCUGCUUCACUUGGAGAACAAGAAAACAUGGUCAUGUUGGCCUUUUCAGUCCUUUAUACUAUCAACAUCGCUAUCAGCAACGUAUCACUAAACCUUGUUACUGUGCCUUUUCACCAAGUUGUCCGUGCCAUGACUCCUGUCUUCACUGUCAUGCUCUCUAUCAUGUUUUUGAACAAGACUUAUUCUACAAUGACAUAUAUUUCAUUAUUACCUGUGGUAUUGGGUGUUGGUUUCGCUACUUUUGGCGAUUACGAUUAUACUCGAUUGGGUUUUAUUUUAACUGUGCUUGGAACUCUUUUGGCUGCUAUUAAAACAGUCGUGACAAACCGUGUUCAAGUUGGACGUCUCAAGUUACACCCAUUAGAUCUCUUGCUUCGUAUGUCUCCUCUUGCUUUUGUUCAAACUAUGAUUUACUCUUACGUCACUGGUGAAAUGGACCAAGUCAUGGAGUUUUGUCAAACUAAAUUAACCGUGUCUGUCUGUGUUGCCUUGUUGAUCAACGGUGUUCUUGCUUUCUUUUUGAAUGUAGUCAGUUUUACUGCUAACAAGAAGACUUCUGCAUUGACCAUGACUGUUGCUGGUAAUGUGAAGCAAGUACUUUCUAUUGUUUUGGCUGUGAUUAUCUUCAAUUUGACUAUUACAUUUACAAACUCCAUUGGUAUCAUUCUGACCCUGGCUGGUGGCGCUUGGUACACGUAA
Gilbertella persicaria is the source of this 864-nucleotide messenger RNA. RefSeq names its product triose-phosphate transporter family-domain-containing protein. Lineage: Eukaryota; Fungi; Mucoromycota; Mucoromycetes; Mucorales; Choanephoraceae. The transcript is spliced from 4 exons. The record is from RefSeq and is a predicted model, not a curated record. Gene Ontology annotation, cellular component: Golgi apparatus. Bases 1 to 864 code for a protein of 287 amino acids. Gene Ontology annotation, molecular function: antiporter activity.